AUGCCAUGGCUCUUCAAAAUUGAACGUCAGAAUGGGGAAGUGAAAAUAGGGGUCUGCGACAGACCACCAAGGAAACCUGAAUCUGAUGAAGAUGACGAUGAUGAUGACGAUGAUAAUGACGAUAGUGAUGACGAUAGUGAUGACGAUAAUGAUGAUAAGGACGAUCUGUGGAUGCCAAAAGGAAAUGAAAAGGAACUUUUAUCCUCUGAAGAGGAACCUGAAAACAAAAAGAAAGUAAAGUCAAGAAAAGUCAAACGUAGAACGAAGAAUAAAGAAGCUGAAAAUGAACAAAGUGAAGUUAAAGAAAAGAGAACCAGGAAGAGAUCAGCGGAGGUCCUUCUUUUCAACUUGCCAAAGAAACUCAAGACGAAGGACACCACUGAAGUGGAGGACAAAAAGAACUUGGAAAAGUGGAAGCGCCAAUCUGACUCUCGGAAGUGUGUUUUUUGCGGCGUGUGGAAAAGUUCCGGGAACAUGGCUGCCCACGUCCAAACAGUACACGCCAAAGACUUGAAAGAGCAAAAGAUUACAUUUACAACUGCUACAAAUCAAAGUAAUAAGCCCUAUAGGGGAGGAAUGAAAUUUCUUGAUGGAAUUGAACUCGAGAAACGAUUGAAGCUAGAUGAUGAGACAAGAGAUUUCAUAGAUGAGGUAUUUUUAAAGGUGGGAGUAACCAUCAUGUUCCAAAAGGACCAGAUGCGUGCAAAUCAGCCAGUUCCAGAGACAAAAACGUUGAACCUGAGAAAUACGAGGAGACGGAAGACGACCCUGCCCCAGAAGAAGAGGCUGGAAAGCCAAUCAAGAGAGUUAAAACAAGUUAAGAAGAGGGAAGUUGCAGAACAAGAAAUGGUCAUAGAUCACAUAUACGAAUAUUUGACAAAUGAAGAAAGGAUUGAGAGGCUGUACCAACACUUGGAUUUCUUGGAAAGAACAUCUCUAAACAGGGAAGAGGUGGCCACUCAGGCAGCAAAAAGUAAAAUGGACAGCCUUGUUAACACAGGAGGUGUCGAAUAUGAUGAAGAUAGUCAAACAAGAUGA
Molecule: messenger RNA, 1038 nt
Organism: Frankliniella occidentalis (western flower thrips)
Lineage: Eukaryota; Metazoa; Arthropoda; Insecta; Thysanoptera; Thripidae
Exons: 7
Coding region: 1-1038 (345 amino acids)
Source: RefSeq, a predicted model, not a curated record